Molecule: messenger RNA, 756 nt
Organism: Lycium ferocissimum
Lineage: Eukaryota; Viridiplantae; Streptophyta; Magnoliopsida; Solanales; Solanaceae
Exons: 2
Coding region: 1-756 (251 amino acids)
Source: RefSeq, a predicted model, not a curated record
AUGACACCACCACCUACUGGAUUUUCUAGAGACUCAGCAUCCUUUUAUGCUUCAUCCAAUGGUCCUUCCAAUAGACCAUUCUCUGCUUCAUCUUCUAGCAAUGGUCUCUCUCAGCAUAAACCACAAUUUUACCCUCAGAAAGUAAAUUUUGAUCUAAGAAAAUCUAGUUCUCCAACAAACUCCUCCUUAUAUUGCAAGUACUGUAAAAGAACUGGUCAUGUUAUGGAGAAGUGUCACAGAUUACAUGGCUAUCCUGCUGAUUUCAAGUUUACAAAGAACAAGAGAUCAAAUGACAGGACUGCUGCUUGCGUACAAAUUGACACUCCUCCUUCUAAUAAAUCUGUCACCCCUAUGAAUUCCCUAGUGUUGCCAGUGCUGAUUUUACUCCAUAUGGGUUCAGCCCAGAGCAAUACCAACACAUUAUGCAUCUAUUCCAACAGCCACAAGGUUCAUCUACAGACCAAGUUGGCUUUGCCAAUUUUGCAGGGCCCUUCUUUAAAGAGGCCACUGGAAAUUGGUAGAGCAACACAUGGUUUAUAUCUUUUGCUGUCUGAUUUACUUCCAGAUUCUACUAUUGUUCAUUCCAUUUCCAAUAUUCCAGCUGUGCCUCAUGGAACCUCUGAUCUUGUUUGUAAUAGUUCUUCAUCUAUAAAUCCAAGUACUGUUUGUGAUGAAUCCACUAUUACUUGUAAUGUUUCUGUUCUUCCUUGUAAAAAUCAUGAUGUUGUUAAUAAAGUGGAUUUGUUUUGGUAUUAA